CCAACUUCUCUCAGACUCAGUCAAAACAAACCGAAGUCGUCUCUCUCUCUCUCUCGGUCUUCCUCUCACUCUCCCGUCUCCUUCCAAGCAACAUCUCCUCGCAGCCUUGUAUAUAACCCCACUAUGGCACUUCCCCUCCCACUCACUAAAAACGAAGCAAAGAAGACCUGCUUGUUUUUUUCUCUCAGAUCAAUCUCUAAAGCAGCCUCAAUUUUUAGUUUUUUGUUAAACUCCCUCGACCAUGGUUGCUGACGAUCCCAGUCCACAUCUGAGACCGAUUGUGAUCCGAGAGGUCUGGGCGGCUAAUUUGGACUCUGAAUUUGAGCUGAUAAGGGAUGUUAUCGACAGCUAUCCCUUUAUUUCCAUGGACACUGAGUUCCCCGGCCUUGUUUUCAGGCCUGCUUUGGAUCCCGCCAAGCCGUACUUUGGUCAGCUUGAGCCGUCCGAUCAUUACCGGGUUUUGAAGAGCAACGUUGACGUUUUGAACCUUAUCCAGGUGGGCCUCACUCUCUCCGACGCCGACGGGAACCUUCCGGACCUCGGUACUGGGAACCGGUUCAUCUGGGAAUUCAACUUCAGCGACUUCGACGUGGCGCGUGAUACCCACGCCCCCGACUCAAUCGAGUUGCUGAGACGGCAAGGGAUUGACUUCGAUCGAAAUAGGGAGGAGGGAGUUGACUCGGCCCGCUUUGCCGAGCUGAUGAUGUCAUCUGGACUAGUUUGCAACGAUUCGGUGAGUUGGGUGACGUUCCACAGCGCAUACGACUUUGGAUACCUGGUGAAGAUAUUCACGCGCCGGAGCCUGCCGAGUAGGUUGGAAGAAUUCUUGAAAAUUUUGAGGGUGUUUUUCGGAAACAAUGUUUACGACGUCAAGUACAUGAUGAGGUUCUGUAAGAGCUUAUAUGGCGGCCUGGACCGGGUCGCCAGGACCCUAGAAGUGGACCGGGCGGUUGGGAAAUGCCACCAGGCGGGUUCAGAUAGUUUGCUGACGUGGCAUGCCUUCCAAAAGAUGAGGGAUGUGUAUUUUGUAACCGAUGGGCCGGAAAAACAUGCGGAUGUCUUGUAUGGCUUAGAAGUGUUUUAAAAAUUGAAAAUAAUUAUAUAUUCAUUCUUUAUUCUAUUAAAAAUAAAAACUUGUUUG
This is a messenger RNA of Carya illinoinensis, 1141 nucleotides long. Its product is annotated as probable CCR4-associated factor 1 homolog 11. The transcript has a single exon. Lineage: Eukaryota; Viridiplantae; Streptophyta; Magnoliopsida; Fagales; Juglandaceae. The coding region runs from base 242 to 1084 and encodes 280 amino acids. Gene Ontology annotation, cellular component: CCR4-NOT core complex; P-body; CCR4-NOT complex. Gene Ontology annotation, molecular function: nucleic acid binding; poly(A)-specific ribonuclease activity. The record is from RefSeq and is a predicted model, not a curated record.